UGUUUGGGCUUCACACAGAGUCCGGAGUCACCCCAGCUCCUGAUCAGCUGUCUCUACGGCUCAGAGAACAGAGAAAUAGAGAGGGGAGAGAGAGGCAGAGGACAGGCAGAGUAAAGAGAAAUAGAAAGAACAGAGUGAGAAAAUAAAGAAAGCAGUGUGGUGACAGGAUAGAGAGAUUACAGAAAGAGAGCUAAACAAGAGAACUUCGAUAGAACAGAGAGAAAUAGAAAUAGAGCAGAGAAAUGGAGAGAGGGAGAGAGAGAAAAACCGUGUUUCUCCGGCUGACUGUCUGCAUCAUCCUCCAGUGUCUGGUCAACUGUGUUACAGUUUCAGCGAAGCUGACCCUCACUCCACCAAAUGGGAACGUCGCACUGGGAGGCAGCAGUACUUUCAUCUGCAAAGUGGAUAAGGGAGAUCCUGACUCCAUUCUCUGGUACAUUAAUGACAAUGAGGUGGAGGAAGAUGACCACAUCCACAUUGAAACGACUGAAUUCCAAUCCCAGUUGAAGAUCAUCAAUGCCGAUCCGGAGGUGAACGGGAUUUACCGGUGCAUGGCCAGUCUGGAUAAUGGCGAAGAACUGCAGAAAUCCAUCACCAUCAGUGUUAUACAGGACCCCAAGUUCGAAAAUACACUCCCCGUCCAGGAGUUUGAAGGGGGAUCAGAUGCGGCUGUUCUUUGCCAUGUGGUUGGAAUUCCGAAUCCCAUUGUGUCCUGGGAAUAUCAUCAGGAGAUUGUCCAGUCAGAGCGUUACAGUAUCCUGUCCGAUGGGACUCUGGUGAUCAAACACAUCCGGGCGUCCGAUGCAGGAACGUACCAGUGCAUUGGAAGCAUCACAGAGAGAUCAGUGAGGAGAUCUUUGCCAAUCACAGUCAAAGUCAAGUACGUCCCCACAUUUGAAUCUUCUGAACCGCAGGUCCUGUACAGCUGGUUAGGAAACCCCGUCAACAUCUCCUGCACCGUCCGGGCUUAUCCCGAGCCAAACAUCACCUGGAGCCGGAACAGUUUGGAUCUUGGAGACAUUGGACUUAUCUCCAAACACUCAACAGACAUCAGGAGUGUCCUGCAGGUGCCAGUGAGAUCAGCAGAGGAAUUCUCAGAGUACCGGUGCACAGCAAGUAACGCUCAGGGCUCGGCUUCUCACACCGUGCAGCUGAGGGAGGGAGGGUUUCCGGGCAUCCCGCGGCAGCUGAGGGCGGAGCCACACUCCACCACUGUCCGGGUGGCCUUCGACCCGCCCAGGGAGGACAGCGGCAUCCCCGUCCUGGGAUACUGGCUGGAGUGGAGGCCGGACUCCAGCUGGGAAUGGAACCGGGCACGAAUCGACAACGAAUCCUACCUCGUCACUGGAUUGCAGCCCUACACUCCGUACCAGUUCCGCGUGUCCGCCAUCAACGGCAGAGGCGACGGCAAUUAUUCCGACAUCGUUUCGGCCAGGACGCUCUCGAGCCGUGAGUGGAUUCCAGCAGAAAUGUCCGCGG
Hypanus sabinus (Atlantic stingray) is the source of this 1479-nucleotide messenger RNA. Its product is annotated as neural cell adhesion molecule 1-like. Gene Ontology annotation, molecular function: protein binding. Gene Ontology annotation, biological process: cell adhesion. The record is from RefSeq and is a predicted model, not a curated record. NCBI's taxonomy places the organism in Eukaryota, Metazoa, Chordata, Chondrichthyes, Myliobatiformes, Dasyatidae. The transcript is spliced from 9 exons. The annotation marks the transcript as partial. Gene Ontology annotation, cellular component: membrane.